AUGCCCAAGGGUGGGUAUUUCAAUGACAUUGUGGGCCGGCAUACACGGCUGAAGAUCCCUGUUUCCGACACACGGUUGCAACUUUGGGGGCGGGCGAGGCCGGUCAGUCUGAGCCAAACAUUGGCUCAGAAAACCGACGAUUGUCAUAACAAGCUCGCUGAGCUCGAAGAUCUCUACCAGACAGAGAAGAGAGAACGUGAGCGGCGCGAUCGCAUGCUCGUGACCCUCCAUGCUCUCCUCACUGGGAAUGUCGGAGAAUACCUCGCAACUCUACCGGGAAGCCCGACAGAAGAUGAGGAGCGUGCAUACGCCGGGGUCUCCAAGCUCUGGCUAGGCUACAUGGCGGGGAAUGAACUGGACACGAUGGGCGAUGAUCUGCGCCAGGCAUUCGAUGAACUGGACAGCGUCAGCAUAUCCACUACGAGCCUUACCGAGCAGCCGCAGCCGCCGCAGGCCAACACCGAGGGCGCAGGCGAGGACGAGGACACGCACACAGACUCCGACGAGCCAACUUUGGGUAUUGAAACUAUAAGAGACUGGCGGGACCCUGUCACUGGGGUAUCAGGCCGGAAAUUGACAAGGCGGUGGAAGACUUCUUCGAUGUGCUCAACGCCCGAGAUAGGGCGAAAGCUACCCGGGUCGUUGCCCGGCUCGAAAAGGAGGCCGAGGGCGUAG
This is a messenger RNA of Fonsecaea pedrosoi CBS 271.37, 675 nucleotides long. RefSeq lists its product as uncharacterized. NCBI's taxonomy places the organism in Eukaryota, Fungi, Ascomycota, Eurotiomycetes, Chaetothyriales, Herpotrichiellaceae. The record is from RefSeq and is a predicted model, not a curated record. Bases 1 to 675 code for a protein of 224 amino acids. The transcript has a single exon.